AUGGCUGCGGCAGCAAAGCACGCCCUGGCUUCUCCUGGAGAUGUGCAGUCAUUUACCGAAUGCUUGAAAAAUAGCCGCCGUAUUCUCGCCCUGCUUGGGGCUGGCAUUUCGGCCGCGUCCGGCCUCCCCACCUUUCGCGGCGCGGGAGGGCUAUGGCGCCAGUACGAUGCGACCUCUCUCGCGACUCCCGAGGCUUUUGAUACCAACCCGGGGCUCGUCUGGCAGUUCUAUAGCUACCGACGACAUAUGGCACUGCAGGCGCAGCCCAACAGGGCACACCACGCGUUAGUGGAGCUGGCACGACAGAACAAAGACUUUAUCACGCUGUCCCAAAAUGUCGAUGGCCUCUCACAAAGGGCAGGGCAUCCAGCAGGGCAGUUACAUCUGCUCCAUGGGUCCCUCUUUGACCUCAAGUGCACGUCUUUCUAUUGCAACUACACCCUUGCCAAUGACUUCACCGACCCGAUCGUUCCAGCUUUGGACAUUCCCAAGUUGAAACCAAACCUGACUGCCUCCCCUACAGACCAAAUUAACGGGGAGAGUACCCAAUCUCAGCAACAUAUACUCGCAGCAAGAGCAGGCACCGGCGAAGUAGAUAUCUCAGACGCGACCGUCCCGAUUUCUCAACUGACUCCAGAAGAUCUGCCCCAGUGCCCUAAAUGUAAUGGACUUUUGCGGCCGGGGGUUGUCUGGUUUGGAGAACCCCUUCCCGGAGAUACCCUCUCCGCCGUGGACAAUUGGAUCGAGUCAGCCCCGGUGGAUUUGAUCUUAGUGAUCGGUACCAGCUCAAGCGUGUACCCAGCUGCCGGGUAUGUCCAAGUGGCUCAGGAUCAUGGGGCUCGUGUGGCGGUGAUCAACAUGGAUCGCAAUGAUAUGCCGUCCCGGGGUCAGGGGACGUGUGACUGGUUCUUCCAAGGCGAUGCUGCGGUGAUCGUUCCGGAGAUUCUGAGGAGCGUAAUUGGCGACAUUGGCAUUAAACCAGUAUUUAAAUGA
This is a messenger RNA of Penicillium macrosclerotiorum, 993 nucleotides long. Its product is annotated as SIR2 family NAD-dependent protein deacylase. The transcript has 2 exons. The record is from RefSeq and is a predicted model, not a curated record. Bases 1 to 993 code for a protein of 330 amino acids. NCBI's taxonomy places the organism in Eukaryota, Fungi, Ascomycota, Eurotiomycetes, Eurotiales, Aspergillaceae. Gene Ontology annotation, molecular function: protein-succinyllysine desuccinylase activity; protein-malonyllysine demalonylase activity; NAD+ binding.